CGGGUCAUGGUUAGGGGGCGUUUUGUUUCACCCGGUGGUUGAGUUAUUGGUAAACACUAUAUGCGUGGACAGUGUAGCGGGUACUUUUCCCCUUGAGGUAUACCCCGAAGGGCUUAGGAAGGUGAUUUCUUGUUGCUGCAUGCUGUCUGCACCAUAAUGGAUGCGCUGGAAUCUUUGACAGAUGAGGUGGCCCUAGAGGGAUUGGAUGGCAUCACUCUGACAUCCCUCUGGUGCCGGCUCGAAACCCGCAACCCGCCAUUCCCCCUUCUACUGGACACAGCUACUAAGCACUUCUUAUGGCGUGCUCUGCAGUGCAACCAUGAGAUUGAGAUCUUUGAGCUACCGGAGGAGAGACCACCACUUUUCUUCCACGACAGUGCUGCUGAUGUUUUUAGGUAUGAAGAAAUUGAUAUUGAAACAGGAAUCCUGGAAACCAAGAGGGAUCCUGCCCCUUUGUUUGACAUUUAUCCCAUUCACAUGGUUCAGGAUAACAAGGAUGGCCUUCAGGGUUCUUGCCGGUUCUUCAAUGAAAGGGUGAAUAUCUGUAACCAGGUUAGGACAGAAUCGUUUCAGCCACUUUGUACUUAUGAAGAGGCCAUGGAAAGAUGGGGAGACAAACUUGUUGUGGUUGCAUCACAGAUGCUGCGGUACAGAGCUUUGAUAAGCUGGGAAGGUGAUCCAGAAGUAAAACUGCCAGACUAUUCCUACUGUAUUUUGGAACGUCUUGGUCGAGCCAGGUGGCAAGGAGAACUUCAACGGGACCUCCACAGUGGUGCAUUCAAAGUGGAUGCUGGCAAAAUGCAUUACCACCGCAGAGUACUGGAUGCGAAUGGUCUUAUCACACUGCAGUCUCAUGUGAUCCGACUUCCCAAUGGAGUGCAGCAGUAUACCAUUCUCCUGCUUCUCAAGCGUUUUCAUGUUGAUAGGAGGACCAAGUAUGACAUUUUGAUGGAGAGGAUCUCAACAGUGUUGGCAUCUCGGCCCAAUCAAAUGGAAGUGCUGAUCUCUCUCAGAGAGCAUCUUGGCCUCUGUGAAAGGACAUUCAAGAGACUUUAUCAGUAUAUGAUAGCUGCUGGGACAGGAAAAGUGGUAACACUCCCUCUUCAUGAAAUAAACCGGGAAGGAAGGCCAUGCAAGACUAAAAAAGGAACUGACAUCAUGGUGAGAUGUUUAAAACUACUGAAGCCUUAUAAAAGGAAGCAUAUGGAUGAUGAUGACGAUGACGAUGAAGAAGAAAACAGCAAGACAAUUGUACCUGUGGAUAUUAUCUACGAGAGAGACAUGCUGACUCAAGCUUAUGAACUGGUUGCGAGUAAGGGACCUAAAGGAAUGUCCCAGACUGAGAUCCGAUGCUCCAUGAAUGUUGGCAAACUGGAGGCACGUAUGCUUUGUCGUCUUCUAGAACGCUACAAAGUUGUGAAGGGUCUUAUGGAAGAUGAAGGUCGUCAGCGGACAACAAAAUACAUUGCACACAUUUUUGUUGAAGACAGCGAGUUAAAUCGACAACUUGAAAAGGAGAAAGCAAGAAGUGAGCAGCUUGCAACAGACAGCUUUGUAUCAGCUGAGCCCCUACCUGAAGAGAGGUUCUACAUUGUCCAGAGUACGCCAGCACCACCUUUGCCUAUUGAUGAGGAAGCUGUAGAUGCUUCAUACUCUGAAUCAGAGGAAGAUGAAGAAUACAAGCCUAAGAGAAAAAGAAAAAGGAAACUUAAGGUGAAUGCUGCAGCUCUGCUUAAUAAAAGCAAGCUAAAGAAAAGUCCUUUCCAGUCAACUCCUCAAAAAGGAAAGAAAAUUAGUUCCCCAAAGCGUCUUGUAAUUAGAAAACAUUCUGCAUCAGACCUUCCGGAGGAGCCUGAAGAGUAUUCUGGAAUUCUAACAGAAACAGAGUCCAGCUCAGAUGCUUUCCCAUCAAAUUCAAACAUCUUCUCUUGUCCAACGGAAGAGGAAAUCACGGUUAUUGAAGAAGUUAGAAUGGAAAAGCCAAAGGUGGAGUUUGUUGUGCACCCUUCUGUCCUCCCUACUGAUCCGCUGGUGAAAAGUGCUAUUGAGCAAGUUCGGUUCCGUAUCUCCAGCUCAUAUACCGCUCACAGGCUCAAAGUAGCCCAGGCUCAGGCUCAGGCGCUGGCACACCAAGCACAGGUGGAAAGUGAAUGUGAAAACCUCUUCAAGGAUGACUGCUCUUUUUCAGGAGAAAAAAAUGAAAAAUCCUCUCAUCAGUCUGAAAAUCGAUUGACUAACAAAACAGAUGAGAAGAUGGGCAUCACACCAUUAAAAAAUUAUAAGCCUGCCAUAGUUGCUGGGCUGGGCCGUUCUCGGGGCUUUUUGCCAAAACUUCCUCGAUUAAGACUACUUCAUAUAUUCUUGUUUUACAUCAUUUAUGGACACCCAAUGAGGAAACGUCAAUGUAAGACAAAAAAAACACCAGUAAUAAACUCUGAUGGAGGACAGGAAGAAGGAAACACAGAAUCAAAUACAGGCACCUAUACACAGGACAAUGCAACAGAUACAGAGCAGAAUGAAGAGGACUCUCUAUUGAGUACUGAAGCCGAGCAGAUCUUUUCCACUGAAAUGGAGUUUGUGAAUGAAGUAUCCUGGAAAAAAUGGGUUCCUCCAUGUCUCAUCCAUAAGGAGUUCGGAUUUGGCUGGGCUCUUGUUAGUGAUAUACUUCUCUGCUUGCCACUGUCGAUUUUCAUCCAGAUUAUACAAGUCAGCUACAAGGUUGACUGCCUUGAUGAAUUUUUAACUGAUCCCCUGAAGAAACAUACUCUGAUAAGGUACUUGCCUACACCAAUGCGACAGCAGCUCCUUUAUAAAAGGAAGUAUAUCUUUUCUGUGAUCGAGAAUCUUCAUCGACUAUGUUUUAUGGGAUUGGUGCAGUUUGGGCCAACUGAAAAAUACCAAGACAAAGAUCAGGUGUUUAUUUACUUGAAGAGGAAUGCCACUGUUGUUGACACCAGUACAUGUGAACCCCAUUAUAACCUUGCUCGAAGCAGUCGCCCAUUCGAUAAGCGUUUUUAUCACUUUGGUACUGUGCAGGAUGUGGAACACUUUUGGUUUGAUCUUCAGUGGGUUUGCUUGAAUACACCAUUAGGUAUUGUCCGGGGAAAUCGAAGGAAAAAUAACCGUCAAAAAACUCAGCAGGAUGGUGAUGAAACUGAAGUUACAGAAGCAAUGGAGGCAGAGACAGAAGUAAAUAAACACAAAUUGGAGCGCAACUGUGCCCUGCUGGAGUAUAGCAAGGGUAGUCGUGAAGUAGUGGAUGAUGGAUCAAUUCCUGGAGAUGGAAUGGGAGCUGCUGGGGUUGAUUCUGGAUUUUUUGGACAUCUCAAACGAAACUGGAUCUGGACAAGUUACAUCAUCAACAGAAAUAAGCAAGGAGAUGCACCAUCUGAGCCAGUGUCUACGGUGAGACUCCACACAUUCCUGAAUAAACAUUCCCUACCAAUGUCAUCCGGCAAUAGGUUUAAUCUCUCAGAAGAAGCAAACUCAGCUGGUGAUUUUAUAUUACGGAAGGAUGAGGACAUUCAGAUGCAACAAGAAAGACUGUCUGACAGGAGGAAUCAGGUUAUUGGUGGGAAAAACCAAAAGAGAAAGCGACCCAAGAAUGAAACUACAAAAAAGGAAAAAACGAAGAAAAAGAAAGUUAAGACAGUACAAGAGAUAAAAAAAAGGAGACCAAAGUUUCACGAUGAGACUGACAAGAAUGCACUGGAAAGAAUGACCCGUCGGAGGGUAAUGUGGACUACCCAAGAGGAUGGACUGUUGAUGCUUUGCCGUAUAGCUAGUUCUGUACUCAACAAAAAAGUGAAAGGACCAUUUGUGUCAUGGCAAGUUGUAAGAGACAUUAUGCAUAGCAACUUUGAAGAGUGUUUAGAUAAAACAUCACAUGCUGUGGGGCGCAGAUCCCGUUACAUCAUCAAGAAUCCACAGACUUAUCUCAACUAUAGGGUCUGCCUUGCAGAAGUCUAUCAAGAUAAACAAUUGAUAGAGGAGUUCUUAAGCAGAAAAAGUGACUACCAGAAUCCCAAGAUCUGUGCUGAAGAGUAUAAGGAACUUGUAGAAAGACUCCGAAAGAAGUUCAGCUCAACACUUGGAGAUCCAAAUCUUGAAAUACCAGACACAGUCCAGGAAUUGUUUAAAAGAUUUAGGGUUUUGGCUAUUGGAGAAGAAACUACUGAAGAAAUGAAAGUAGACAAAGUGGAAUGUAUAGAAGACAUUCAUAUCAUAGUGUUACAUAACCUGAUCCAGAGCACGUUGGCCCUUUCUGAUACACAGAUGAAAGUUUGCCAGUCUCUACAGACAUUUCACUUGUAUAGAGAGUUCAGAGAUGACAUACUCAUGGAGGCUUUUCAGGAGUGGCAAAAACUUUGCCUGGUAAAUCGACGAAGAGGGAAUGCUUCCCUGGCGGUGAAAAAAAAUCGUGCUCUGCCUUUUGCUCCUAUGUCUUACCAGUUAUCUCAGAGCUAUUAUAAGUUGUUUACUUGGCGUUUUCCCAAUACAAUUUGUAGUGAAUCAUACCAAUUCUUGAAAAAGGUUGUAGAGACUGGCAUGGAGGACUGUGUCAACACAUUCUCAUUUCAGAACCAGGAGCCUGUCACUAAUUCAGAAAUGAUUAGCUAUCCAGUGGAGGGGUCUGGCGGCACCUGUAUUGCAACACUUUCACUGCUGAUGCUGGGUCUUCUCUCUGUGGAUGUGCGGAUCCCAGAACAGAUUGUGGUGGUGGAUAGCACCUUGGUCGAUAAUGAAAUCAUAAAGAGUUUAACAAAGGAGGGUUUGGAUGAUGAUGAUGAGGAUGAUGAAGAUGAUGAGGAAGGCUCCAGUAAGAGAAAGAUAGAGGUGAAAGCACGCCAGGCAUCUCAUACCAACUACCUACUGAUGAAAGGUUUUUAUGUACCUGGAAUUGUAAGCAUUCGCAACAUCAACUCUACUGAUAACAUUGUCGUCAACUCCUGCCAGGUUAAAAUUAAACUCCGCUGCACACCAGCUCGGAGUCACUUUUCAAGUUCAGAUGCACCAUAUUUUCCAAAUUCCAUCAUUCCUCCAAGCUUCACUAGAUUUAUCAAGAUUAAUAGACAGAUCUACAACUUGGACAACUUCAAAGAACACUGCAUCAGCCUUCGCGGCUAUAACUCUUGUGAUCUCUCUGCAGUGCUGGAAAUCCGUAAUGCCAUUGAAGAGUAUUCUUAUUUUGGCAUGGAAGAGGCCAUGCUAUCAAGGCAGUUUUGCAACUUAGAGAAACAUGACAGCACAAGGACAAGGUCUUUAAAACAUUACAUUCAGGAUUUGGUAGACCUGGAACAAGUUCUGAGAGUCGGGUCUAAUACUGUGAGAUAUGUUGCAUUAAUAUAUGCAAAACCGUGGUUGCUGCAUUAUGUUAAUUUAAGGUACAGUACAAAGCAUUUUUUUAAGGAAUACAUUUUAAAUUCUGAAGGACAAGCUUCAUCUUCGGCUCAGAAUCAAGAGGUGGAGGUUGCUCAGGAUAACCCUGCUGAAUCUUUGGUAUCAAGCAUGGAAACUCCAUUGUCAUCUGUAAUAGAAAGAGAGAGAAGCAGUUCACAGAGUGUAGAAGCGGAACAGGUAGAUAGUGACCAGAGUGUUAUAGACAUUGAGCAGACUGUGAAGCAAUCUCAUGAAGAUAUUGACUCUGAGUCCGAGUCCAGAAGGCCUCCUAAAAAGAAAGUUUUACAAGGCCAAGGCUUGCCUACAUCACCAAGAACUCUAAGUUGUGACUCAGAUGUUGCUCUGCAGUCUGUAUUGAAAAGAACAGAAAUUUGCGAUCAGCUGGAGCCAGAGACUUCUGACAAGCUUCAGGACAAGGGUCAAGACAGCCAACAACAGAGUCUUCUAGAAGAAACAGAAAGCUUUUCAGAAAAAGAUUCUCAGGAAAAUACUUCCUCAACAGAUGCGUCACUCAAGGAUAGUAUCCUGCCAUCAAGUGACAGGACUGAUGUCCCUGAAACUGUGUUCUUCAUAAGUCGUCCAUGGAGAAUGGUGGAUGGACAGCUUAACAGGCCAGUUUGUAAAGGAAUGAUGGAAGCAGUGCUGUAUCACAUCAUGACUAAACCAGGUGUCACAGAACUAAGUCUCUUAAAACACUAUAGUUGUGUCCUUCAACCCUCUGCUGUUUUGGAAUUAUUAGAGGCACUAGAAAAAUUUGGAUGCGUUACGAAACAUUACAUCCAAAAAACAGCAAAAGUUUCUUUGUUUUCAUCAACCACCUAUGGAGAAGAGAAUAGGAACCCAGAAAAGAAUGAAAAUUGUUCUGCUUUUUAUGAACCCACAGUAGACUGUACUCUGAAGCUUGGUAAAGUGUUUCCAUCUGAGCAAAACUGGAAUAAGUGGGUACAGUUUAUUCACUCAUGAGAGUAAACUGUUCUGUUACAUAGUGCAUACUCCUGCAGAGUAAUGGAUGUAUAGUAUUUUAGACAUUGAGAAUUUUUUGUUAUUUUAUUUAUGGACCAUUGUAUUGAAAAUGUUCUUUCUGUAUGCUGAUGUGAUCAUUGUAGGUAGAAAUGAACCACAUUUGUAUAGAACAGUUACUAUUUUGUGUUAUUCAUUAAAUUUUCUGUGCAACAGCAGAAAUGUAAGCAACCAGAUCAUUUACAUGGCAUCUGAAAAGUGUUUUUCUUUUUAUAAUUUUUGUUAAUAAAAUUCAGAUUUUUUACAAA
This is a messenger RNA of Protopterus annectens (West African lungfish), 6668 nucleotides long. It is a transcript of the gene GTF3C1, whose product is annotated as general transcription factor IIIC subunit 1. Gene Ontology annotation, molecular function: DNA binding. Gene Ontology annotation, cellular component: transcription factor TFIIIC complex. The record is from RefSeq and is a predicted model, not a curated record. NCBI's taxonomy places the organism in Eukaryota, Metazoa, Chordata, Ceratodontiformes, Protopteridae. Gene Ontology annotation, biological process: 5S class rRNA transcription by RNA polymerase III; transcription initiation at RNA polymerase III promoter.